Messenger RNA from Prunus armeniaca (apricot), 504 nucleotides. Lineage: Eukaryota; Viridiplantae; Streptophyta; Magnoliopsida; Rosales; Rosaceae. The record is from the annotation of a GenBank genome assembly.
AUGAUUGGGACGGGAACUGAGAGGGAAGGUCUCUACUAUCAUGAUACUGCAAAGACAGCUGGGUGCAAUUCCGUUUCAGUAGUUGUUCCUUCUUCUUCUCGACUUUGGCAUCAACGCUUGGGUCAUCUUUCAAAUAAAAGCAUGCGUGCUCUUUCCCUUUCUAAGAACAUGAAAUUUUGUGACAUUGAUGAUUGUUUGGUUUGUCCCUUAGCUAAACAAACUCAUCGUCCUUUUCCCUUAAGUUCUAUUAGUUCAUUUGCGCCAUUUGAAUUAAUUCAUGUUGAUAUUUGGGGUGGUUAUCACGUUCCUUCCAUCACUAAGGCACAAUACUUCUUGACCCUUGUAGAUGAUUACUCCAAAUGUACAUGGGUUUAUUUAAUGCACCACAAAUCAUAUGCACUUCAAAAGCUCACUACCUUCAUCAAUCUUGUUGAAGCACAAUUUUCUUCCCAGGGAUUUUACAUCACACUAGUUGUGUCUCCACUCCAUAGUAAAAUGGAGUAG